Molecule: messenger RNA, 279 nt
Organism: Knipowitschia caucasica
Lineage: Eukaryota; Metazoa; Chordata; Actinopteri; Gobiiformes; Gobiidae
Source: the annotation of a GenBank genome assembly
AUGCAUGUUACAAAAAAGCUCCAGUUCGAGCACGAGACGGUUUUGGUGGCGCACCUUCAACUUCCGCCCAGUCCCAAAAGAGCGUCAAAAGUUCUUAAACUCAACUUAGCAGAGUGGCGGAUGGCUUGCCGCUGUCUGCGUCCAUUCAAGAAGACGAACAGUAUGAGAGGGACCUCCAGCAGUACCAGAGUCAAGCCAAGCAGCUUUUUAGAAAACUGGAUGCUCAGAGUCCAGAUCGAUGCACUUUGGAGGCUGGAAAUGUUAACUUUCAUUACUUAA